Messenger RNA from Xyrauchen texanus (razorback sucker), 4054 nucleotides. RefSeq names its product pleckstrin homology domain-containing family G member 5-like. NCBI's taxonomy places the organism in Eukaryota, Metazoa, Chordata, Actinopteri, Cypriniformes, Catostomidae. Bases 108 to 3536 code for a protein of 1142 amino acids. Gene Ontology annotation, cellular component: endocytic vesicle; axon; plasma membrane. Gene Ontology annotation, molecular function: guanyl-nucleotide exchange factor activity. The transcript is spliced from 21 exons. Gene Ontology annotation, biological process: Rho protein signal transduction; endothelial cell migration. The record is from RefSeq and is a predicted model, not a curated record.
GCAGUGUUUACUCUUCAAUCAACAUGUUAGGAGACCCAUCUGACCGCUGGUGACCCCGUAGCCAGCUGGAUUUUUACAUAAACGCAGAGGACGUAAAGGCAGUCAAAAUGGUACCCAACAAGUGGACUAUGCUUCCAGCUCUUCACAAAUCUCCUCCCAAGAGUUGGCUUGGCAUUCGACUACGUCUCCAUGAGAAACCGGCGCAGGAAGAAGACACUGUGUUAUGCCAGCAUCCAGACUGCACUGAGCGCCGUCACGCCUCAAAGGUGUGCCAUCACCCGGACUGUCAGGAACUGAACGGUAAAAUCCCUCUGCACCUGUGUGAGUCAUGUGAUUCACGCUGUCACCUAAAUGAGACUGACAGUAUGCACUUUGACAGACACCCCCGAUUUGACUUGCAACCACAAGGUUCCAUCCUGGCACGUAAUGUGUCGACACGCUCCUGUCCCCCUCGCACCAGCCCGCCAUCAGACCUGGAGGAAGACGAGGAAGUAACCAGUGAACGAGGUGAAUGUAAGACAGGAGGAAUGAAGCUGAAAGGAAGGGAAGGAAAGAAACCUAGGCGACGCCACACUGAUGAUCCCAGGAAAGAGUGCUUCAGCCUCAAGUUUGAUAUGAACAUAGACAUAGACACAGAGAUUGUGCCUGCUGUGAAAAAGAAGACAUUACAAGAAGUGCUCGGGCCCAUUUUUGAGCGCAAGGGCAUCGAAUUAUCCCGGGUGGAUUUAUUCCUGGACCAGUCAAACACUCCGCUCUCACUCCACUUUGAGGCAUAUCGUUUUGGAGGACAUUACCUAAAAGUGAAAGCUCGACCUGGUGAUGAGCUGAAGGUGGAGCAGGGAGUCAAGGAUUUGCGCUCUCUCGUUCUGCCUAACAUGAAGCCAUCAGUAGGGGACAGUCUGUACAUCCUAACAACCGGCAGUGAGAGGGCAGAGCAAGAGUCCCUGCCGCGGCGAGAGGGCGUCGACAUACUGGGUCAGGCCCGUCGGCGAAAGAACAUGACGGAGUUUCUGGGCGAUGCCAACAUCCCGUCCCCAGACUCUAUGGCUAUGCUUGGCGGGCCUUUACCAGGCGUAGCUCCUGGAGGUUCUCUGCCUGGCGGAGCAGCUGGGCCAGAGAACUGGAAGAAUCGUGCCACCAAUCGGUUCACUGUCUUUUUUGGUGCCACAUCUGGAAAGGAAGUGGACCGCGUGGAGCUGCUUCAUACUAAGCUGCAGGCGUACGAACAGUUCGGUCUGCCCAAGGUUCCUUCUCAGCUUUCCUUUAACCAGGAUUCAUGGGAGGAGGAAGAGGAGGAGCCAAACCUGACACUUGAGGACAGCUGGAGGCAGCUCCUGGAGAACUCUGAGAGUUUAAGCAGGCGUCAGUUUCAACAGCAAGAGGCGAUAUGGGAACUACUCCAAACAGAGGCUACACACAUCAAGAAACUCAGGGUCAUCACCGAUCUUUUCCUGUAUGGUCUGUUGAAUCUACAGGACAACAGUCUCCUAAACGAGGUGGAGCCCACACGGCUCUUCAGCAACCUCCAUGACAUUGUACGUCUCCAUAGUACGCUGUGGGUCCAGGUUAUGUUUCCAGCAUUGGAGAGAGCGCGAAGCACACGGAGUCUGAUUGAUCCCACCGACCUGCAGCAGGGUUUCAGUACGUUUGCAUCCAGGUUCCAACCAUACAUCCGGUACUGUAUGGAAGAGGAAAGCUGUAUGGAAUACAUGCGCUCACUGCUGAGAGACAACGAACUCUUCAAGAUCUACAUCACAUGGGCAGAAACAAAUAAAGAGUGUAAUCGUCUGAAGCUGGCAGACAUGCUAGCCAAACCACACCAGAGACUCACCAAAUACCCCCUGCUCUUGAAGACCAUUCUCAAGAAAACUGAUGACCCAACCUGCAGAGAUGCUCUCAACAGCAUGGUGUCGUGUGUGGAGAGCUUCAUUAACAGUGUGGACUCUCAGAUGCACCAACGACAAGAGCAGCAGAAACUAGCGGCUAUUUCGGCUCGAGUGGAGUCAUACGAGGCUGUAGAGGGAGCCAGUGAGGAGGUGGAGAGGGCUCUGAAAGAGUUUAACCGUAUUGACUUGAUGGCGCCCAUGAUUGACACCUCACCAGAAGAGACGAGGCAACUACACCUGGAGGGGGCGCUCCGAAUGAAAGAGGGCAAAGACAGUAGGAUGGAUGUUUACUGUUUCCUGUUCACUGAUCUGCUACUGAUCACAAAACCAGUGAAGCGUUUGGAGAAGGUGAAGGUGGUCAGGCAGCCCCUCCUCCUGCAUAAUGUUGUGUGCAAAGAGCUUAAAGACACAGGUUCAUUUGUUCUCAUCUAUCUCAAUGAGUUCAAGAGUGCUGUGGCUGCCUACUCAUUCCAGGCCAACAGCGCCCCCCAGGGGAAAAGUUGGACUGAUGCAAUCUGCAAUGUCCAGAAUCAACUGCAGCGUUUGCGUUCAGAGGAAGCGCGUCGACAGAAGGCAUGUCUAAACCAGAGGCUAGAGGAAGAUCAGGAGAAAGAUGAGGAGAGCUGUACAUCCACUGCCAUCUCGCCACACCUUAAACACAAAGAUCAGAGCAAUAGCCAAUCAGAUGGCUCCACAGAGACCCUGUUGGUGAUGGAUAUGGACGAUUCUGGAUCGUCUCUAGAUCCCUCCAUUCUUCAUGCUGAGCCAGAUGGGCCUUCAGACCGUGAUGGUGAUCUGUCCUCCCUGCCCCUCCAUCCUGAUCCUCCAUACCCCCAUUCUACCAUCUCACAUAAGGGUAAAAUCUUUGACACCCAUCCAGACAGUCAAGAGAGCUCGGACAUGGACCCACAAUACCGUUCGAUGUCUAUGGACAGCGCCUACAGGACCCUCUCACUGGAGUCCAUGGUGGAAACGCAAAACCUAACGGUUGCACCAGGAGACGAAUCCGAGGAGGAGAAGUCUGAGAUGACGGAAGACGAGGAGCAGGAAAAAGUAGACAAGGAAGAUGAUGAGGAAGAUAAGAGCUUGUGCGGUUCACAGAACUCAGUGGCGCACUCCCUGAAACCCAGGCGUCGCCCGCCCGUCCAGUGUCGGCUGUCCUUCCUUGAGAGACUCGCGGUCAAGUCCUGCUCUGAGGACAAUCUGCUGUCUACCGAUUACCACAGUAACCGUAACCACAUUGUUGCUAGGGCAGCCACAGAGUGCACAGAAAGUCACCACUUAUGGGAGCAGAGAGUGAAAUGUUUAGAUGGUGCGCUGCUCAGCAGGAGCUUGUCAGAACUCAGCCCUACGGAAUUGGAUGAUUCUUUACUGACGGAUGAAGAGACAGACGAAAGCCAAAGACUUACGUGCAGUAUGCCAUCAGGUAUGCUUUUGGACACAUUGAGGCAUGCCAAAAUAGCACAAAAAGCUGGUAGUAACCAGAUUCCGUGCAGUGCAUCAGAUGGGGAGCUAUCGCCCCCUAGUGGUCUGGAGGGAAUGGCCGGCAGAAAGAGACCCCAGCAGUACAAAAAGCUCACACUGGCUCAGCUCUACAGGAUACGCACCACACUGGUGCUCAACUCGACACUCACAGCUUCAGAAGUGUAGCAUCUUUCGGGCACAAACCCAGUUCCAGAUCAACCUUGCAGGACCUAAUUUUGCGGGACACAAAUGCACUCUAACCAAUGAGCUCUCUGGCUUCCCUCUCCAUUCCCUCUUCCACUCAGAUGGAUUCCUCACUAUGGAGCUUCCCCUCAGAAACCUGCUGAGUAGAUUUUCUGUCCUUUAUCUACGGGAUAACGCUGGCUCAUUAACCCGUUGCACUUUGUAAAACACAACUAACUUCAAAAGAGGAUAAAGCUUUCAGUCGAACUGUGGAGUUACGGAAAGUAGACGUACUCUGGGCCGUUUGAGGUUGGGAAGGGUCAUACGGAAGUAGAGAUUCACUGAACAUAAGAGUGAAAUGCCACAUUGGAUUCCUUAAAUUCUCUGUUUGUUUUGUAUUUCUGCUUAAAAAGGAUUCAACAAAGAGGAUGCAAGCGUGUUAUGUUAACUGCACUACUGUGUGUGUGUGUGUGUGUGUGUGUGUGUGUGUGUAUAAAUGAGAAAGAGUGAACGUAUAUCUG